AGAACAUGGCAUAUAGUGGGCCUAUUGACAAGCCCUAUAAAACCCAAACCCUAAGGCCCACGUCGUCGUCUUCUCGACUCCAUCUCUUCUCCUCUAUCAACACACUGCUAACAGAAACGCCGCUGCAAUUGUUGCUUCCAGUAUCUUGAAUUUGCAAAGAUGGUGAGGGUUAGUGUUUUAAACGACGCUCUCAAGAGCAUGUACAAUGCUGAAAAGAGGGGAAAAAGACAGGUCAUGAUUAGGCCAUCUUCGAAAGUUAUUAUCAAGUUCCUUAUGGUUAUGCAAAAGCACGGUUAUAUUGGUGAGUUCGAGUAUGUUGAUGACCACAGAUCUGGUAAGAUUGUUGUUGAGUUGAAUGGACGUUUGAACAAAUGUGGGGUCAUCAGUCCUCGUUUUGAUGUUGGUGUCAAGGAAAUCGAGCCAUGGACUGCAAGACUUCUUCCUUCAAGACAGUUUGGUUACAUUGUGUUAACAACAUCAGCUGGAAUUAUGGAUCAUGAAGAAGCUAGGAGGAAGAAUGUCGGUGGUAAAGUGCUCGGUUUCUUCUACUGAGAUUUUGGGGAUUUUUUUGUGGUAAUGGGUUGUUAUGCUAAUGGUGAUCAUGGUUUUGUGUUGAUUUGAUUUGUCUUUGUUGCCAUCUUGGGUUUAGGUUUAUGGAUUUUGCUAUAUUGUGUGUUUUUUAUUUGAUCACUUUUUUAAACCAAGAUGUUUUGUUCAUUUAUGCUGUUCUUAAGAUAAUGAAAUGAAGCAUCUUUCAAGUUUUAUAUAA
This is a messenger RNA of Helianthus annuus (common sunflower), 769 nucleotides long. RefSeq names its product 40S ribosomal protein S15a. The coding region runs from base 160 to 552 and encodes 130 amino acids. Gene Ontology annotation, cellular component: cytosolic small ribosomal subunit; ribosome. NCBI's taxonomy places the organism in Eukaryota, Viridiplantae, Streptophyta, Magnoliopsida, Asterales, Asteraceae. Gene Ontology annotation, biological process: translation. Gene Ontology annotation, molecular function: structural constituent of ribosome. The transcript has 4 exons. The record is from RefSeq and is a predicted model, not a curated record.